This is a messenger RNA of Phasianus colchicus (ring-necked pheasant), 1263 nucleotides long. RefSeq names its product PDZ and LIM domain 4 (gene PDLIM4). Gene Ontology annotation, biological process: actin cytoskeleton organization; muscle structure development; heart development. NCBI's taxonomy places the organism in Eukaryota, Metazoa, Chordata, Aves, Galliformes, Phasianidae. Gene Ontology annotation, molecular function: muscle alpha-actinin binding; actin binding. Gene Ontology annotation, cellular component: adherens junction; stress fiber; filamentous actin. The record is from RefSeq and is a predicted model, not a curated record.
CUCGGGGCCUCGGAGCCGCUUUAAGUGGAUGCGACGGCGGCGGGCGGGAGUGGAGCGCAGCGCUGGGCACGGAGCCCCGACCCCGCUAUGCCGCACUCGGUGGCCCUGCGCGGCCCCUCGCCGUGGGGCUUCCGCCUGGUGGGCGGUAAGGACUUCAGCACGCCGCUGACCAUCUCCAGGAUUAACCCUGGAAGUAAAGCAGCCCUGGCCAACCUGUGCCCUGGGGACAUCAUUCUGGCCAUAAAUGGGGAGAGCACAGAAGCCAUGACGCACCUGGAGGCACAGAACAAGAUCAAGGCGUGUGUGGAGCAGCUGCUGCUGUCUGUGAGCAGAGCUGAGGGGAGGAGCUGGUCACCGCCCAUACUGGAGGAUGGGAAGGCACAAGCCUACCGCAUCAACAUCGAGCCUGAGCCGCAGGAUAACGGCCCUGCAGUGGGCAAGAGGCCCAUGCCCCACACUGCAGGUGGGAGCCCAGUGGACAGCAGGCAGGCACUGAGCCUGCAGCACUCCCAGCCCAGCCGGUCGCAUGCUGAUGCUGCCUUGCCACUGCAGCUCAGUGGGCUGCACAUCUCUCCUUCCCAAAGCACCGACCCCUUAAAGUCCCUCCCACGGAACAGAAACGGGAUCGAUGUGGAGUCAGAUGUCUACAAGAUGCUCCAGGAUUACGAGAGGCCCGCCUCAGAGCCCAAGCAGUCGGGGUCCUUCCGCUACCUGCAGGGCAUGCUGGAGGCUGGGGAGAACGGUGAAAAACUCGACAGACUGAACAACCCUCGGAACAUCAAACCUCCAGGACCAAAGCUUGGCGCUGCCAUGUCUGGACUGCAGAUGCUCCCCGAGUGCACGAGAUGUGGCAAUGGGAUCGUGGGAACCAUCGUCAAAGCCCGCGACAAGCUCUACCACCCCGAGUGCUUCAUGUGCGACGACUGCGGCCUCAACCUGAAGCAGAGGGGCUAUUUCUUCAUCGAGGAGCAGCUGUAUUGCGAGACCCACGCCAAGGAGAGGGUUAAGCCCCCCGAGGGUUAUGACGUGGUGGCUGUUUAUCCGAACGCUAAAGUUGAACUCGUCUAAACCGAGGGCUCAGACGGCGCUCGCCCACCCGCACGCACGCCGCUGGCUUCGCAGAGUGGCUGUAAUCAACCCCGAUUACUGCAGCCCGAGUCAAAUGCCUUUCUGUAGAUAAAACCGUUUACACUUGGGAUCUCCAGGGGAUGGUGUUGAAAGCGUAUGAACAGGUUUUUCCCUUCUCUUUGACACUUUUUUUUU